AAUCCCUAGAAAUUGAGAGAAAGACGGCCGGGGAAGAAAAAUGAUGAACUGGAUACGGAGCAGCGCGUCCGUCGCAAUCGAGCGGUGGAUACGGGUGACGGUGUACGACGGGAACGUCGAGAGGGCUCUCACCGUGUUGCAGCGGAAGAUGCAAUCGAGCGGGAUGGAACGGCUGAUCAAGCGGGCGCAGAUGACUCACCUGAAGAACUCGGAGAAGCGAGUUUUGGCUCACAAGAACCUGAUGGACCGUGUUAAAUCCGAGGAUCUCGCCCGCAAGCUCCAGGGCAUCCUCCAGAAAAAGAUCAGGUGUUGGAAAUGGUUGGGAUGGUGGAAAGGGAUUCGAGAAUAUGGUAGUGCUGAUCAGCCUGUCCAACAAAAUCAAACCCUGCUGGUAGUAAACUUCUCAGUGGAUGGGAUGAGCAAAAAGAAAGGUAAAAAAUGGGGAUCACAGAAAAGUGCAUCAUGGAAAUGGAAUGAUAAUGGAAAUUCCAGUCAUAAACCUUCUGAAAGAUGGAAGGAUAACACAAAUUCCAGCCACAAACCAUCUGAAACAUGGAAUCACUAUGCCAAUUCUGGCCAGAAACCUUCUGAAACACAACCAGUGGAAGAACCAACUUCUGUUUAUAAUCAGAUCGACUUCGAUAAGCUUGCAGCUUAUACGAAUUCACCCAAGGAAAGGGACGUUAUUGCUUAUCGUCUCAUUCAGCUAUCGUCAUCAUGGACACCUGAGCUCUCACCAUACUUAGUAGGGAAGAUAUCAAAGUUCGACCCUCAAACCAAUAAUAUCAAGCUGGUUGCAGUUCCGAAGUAUCCUUUGAUCCCCGAGAACAAACUAGAUGAUGAAGAAUCCGAGGUGCUUCCAGAAACUUGUUCUUUACAAGAAGAUGGCUCUCUAGAGAUGGAUUUUACUUCACUUCUGGAAGUCCGUGCUGUGAACCCUAGCAGUGCUGGGUCAGUAAAGUCCAAUCUUGUCAAUGAAGCCUCUCCAAAUGAAGUUCAAGGUACAGCAGAAAAUGGCGCAAAAAAUCACACAUCUAGUCAAGAAAAAAGAGAAGCAACGAAGAGCCCAUGGGAUGAGAUCAGCGAAGCUUUGAAUGCAAAGAAAGCAGAAUUGUCGCAUGAGGAUAAUAACUGGACGGUCACCGAGAGUUCGGGCACAAACCAAUGGAGUUUCAAGGCGCUGAGAGGCAAGGAGGCGAAAGUAACACAGCAACAAGACAAGCACCGCAACAAGAUGAUAACAAAAAUUCUAUCAAAGAUGGCUUCCGCGGCGCCAAUCCGCCGAGUCCCCAAAAUUACAAAGCAGCGAAUGGAGGCUGCUGCUGCUGCUUCCAAAUACCCCUUCAUGUUGCGGUUCUGUAAGAGCCCGGCCGACGAGCCAUCCUCCCUCUACCAGCUCUACUCUCCGCUCGCCAACGAGUGGUACUCGGCCGACGCCCCGUCGGACCUCGAUGACGCGUUCAUUCACUGCUCCAACUAUGGCUGGUUGCUCUUGUCGAAAGAGGACUUGUUCUUCUUCUUCCAUCCCUCCACCGGAAACACCAUCUACUUGCCCGGUUGUUGCUGGCAGUGCAACCGGUUGAGCUUCUCGGCGCAGCCUACUUCUCCGGAUUGUGUUGUCUUUGCGCUCACCGAAAUGUACCUCGGUUCCUGCUCUGUUUCCACCGCUUUCAUCCGACGGGGGGAAACCCGUUGGACAUACCAAGAAUUCCCUAACAAGACGAUGGUGCCGAGACAGAGCAACUACUUGUACCGCAAGAAACGUUCAUUGUUAGUCGCUCCUACAAGUGAUAAUCGCAAUGGUGGUAGUGACAGAAUAGGCCGGUUCAAACUCCGGACCAAUAAUCGAUGCAAGUGGUCGAGACCCAUCCCUUGCCAGGAGGAUUUUGAGUGGGCUAGCUCUGUUUCAGCCCCUGUUUUCUACAGGGGAGCUUUCUAUUGCCUUGACCAAUACGGAAGAUUAGGAGUUCUCAAACCACCAAUCAAGAAGCAAAAGAAGGACAAGGAAGAGCUUUCUAUGUCGUGGACUCUGCUCCACACCAAACAUUGGGCUUUCUCGGCCGACGAUCACAGCAAGAGCUACCUCGUCGGAGGGGGAGAACAUUUGAUCGCCGUUGUGGUUGGAUCGAGGGGUGAAUCGAUUAGGGUUCUCAAGUUUAACGAGAAUCUCAAGGUGUGGCAGUGUAUUCCUCACCUGAAAGGUCAAGUGGUUUUCUUGAGCUCCCCGUCAAGUAUAACCAUGUCGUGCAAGGAGCUAGGAGUCCCCUGGUUGGACAACACCAUUCAUUUUGCAAGAUUCCAUGAAAUGCACAAUGUGUUCUACUCCCUCUCAACCGCCAAGUUCCACUUGAUGGGCAAUAAUAAGUAUGCUUCACAUGACUUGCUUGGCACAAACAUUCCGCUAAAUUGCACUUGGAUUCCCAACUUCCCCUACCUUUCUGACCGCCAGCUUGACUGGUCGCUACCGAACCCCGAUGCACCGUCACUUGAAGAAGAAGAAGAAAUCACUGAAGAAGAAGGUUUGGUGGAACAAGAAGCAGCAGAGGCAGAGACGGAGCGACCGUGGAUUGUUAUGUCUCACGGAGAGAAAGCAGAAGAAAAGAUCACAUUCGUGGAUUUGGCCACCGGCGUGUACCAUUCAAAGGAGACUAGUAGUAUGGAAGAAAGAUUGAGAGGGAAAAGAGUGUAUGGCCAUGGUUAUGGGCGGGUGCUGCUGAUGGAUCUCGAGGCGCGAGAUUGUGUUCUGUUCAACACAAAGUCUAUGGCUUUCGACUCGCUGCCGACGUGGGAAAAGCGUGAGAACUUCAUCUAUCGAUGUUGUUUGCUCCACAUGCCCGCCGACUGUUCCGAAUUCAUGGUCGUGAUCUUUGGGGAAGCUGCCGGCGAGGGUGUGGCAAUGUUGUGCGGAGUUGGUGAUAAGGAGUGGGCAAUUAGCGAGGGAGGAAGUCAAGUGUUUGUAGCUGCUUCCUACCGAGGCAGGAUUUACGGGAUUGGAACACCACCAGGAAGCAAACUCCGAUUUCUGGAGAUCAAGCUGCGGCCAAAUUAUGGGGUCAAAGUGAUCCAACAGAUUCAAGUUAUGCAACGUUCGCCCAAGGGGUGUGGCGACAUUAAGCGUUAUCUGGUUGAAUCCCGCGGCGAGCUUCUAUUUUUUCACCAGGAUUUCGCCGGGGAUUUCCAUACGAAUCGGAAUGCACACGUUAUCCUGGAUGUAAGGGUGUUCAAGAUCGAUGUCAAGAAGAUGCGAAUGGAAGAGGUAGAGGAUCUUGGAGACAGGGCAUUCUUUUUCGCCUGGUCGUCCGGGGCGUUUCAAUUCACUGGGUCGGGGGGAUUUGGAUGCUGCGCUAGCAAAUUCGGAUUCAAAAGAAACGCCAUUUACCUGGUAUACCCUCGUGACAGCAACCUGUACAUAUACGACUACGUAGAUCGAAGCGUUUUGGUUACCUCAUCGUGUCCGGAGCUGGAGCAGUGUUCCAUGCACCAACUUGUCAUGUGUCAUCAGUUAGUUUAG
Messenger RNA from Linum tenue, 3511 nucleotides. The record is from the annotation of a GenBank genome assembly. Lineage: Eukaryota; Viridiplantae; Streptophyta; Magnoliopsida; Malpighiales; Linaceae.